Fusarium redolens is the source of this 381-nucleotide messenger RNA. RefSeq lists its product as uncharacterized. The coding region runs from base 1 to 381 and encodes 126 amino acids. NCBI's taxonomy places the organism in Eukaryota, Fungi, Ascomycota, Sordariomycetes, Hypocreales, Nectriaceae. The record is from RefSeq and is a predicted model, not a curated record. The transcript has 2 exons.
AUGGCAGAUCGAACGCGGACAACAACGAAUGGCACCGGGGUUCCCCGCUCUCGCAACGGCGCCUCUUCAGCAGGCGUCCGUCGUAAUCUAUUCCAAAGCCAGUUGACCCGGCGACCUACCGCUGGAUCGACUUCUACGUCUGCCGAAACACUGCAUUCGGACGUCGAUAUCUUGUCUGAUACAUCUGAGAUCGUAGUUCGCGAUAAGCAUGGAGAAAUUGAGCUUGGAGAUCCUCCGACACCAAUGAUGGAAGACGAGGAUGAGUUGCCACUAGAUCAUAGACAAGAGAGUGAGAAGGAAAGACAACGUCUAGCAGAAGCAGUUAAACAUCACCAGAUGCAUCGCCAUGCUAUGACCGAACAACCUGAAGGUGCGACAUAA